This is a messenger RNA of Magnolia sinica, 1047 nucleotides long. RefSeq lists its product as uncharacterized. Bases 1 to 1047 code for a protein of 348 amino acids. NCBI's taxonomy places the organism in Eukaryota, Viridiplantae, Streptophyta, Magnoliopsida, Magnoliales, Magnoliaceae. The transcript is spliced from 4 exons. The record is from RefSeq and is a predicted model, not a curated record.
AUGUUUAAUGGCAACCAUUCACGAGAGCUUGAACGUCUUCGUAAGGGUAUGAAAGAUCGUGCUGAGUAUUCUGUUUAUGGGGAGCUUGCAGCAUUCAUUGCUUAUUGGCUAAGCAUAGUGGUCUUCCCAAGUUCUAAGUCAGUAGAUGCCAUCCGUCCUUCGUUGUUUGUAGUAGCAGGUGUCAUGGCUGAGGGAGUCAAAUAUUCUCUUGCUCCUCCCGCUCUAUGCUCGAUUUACAGAGCUUCUCACCAAGAAGGGACCACUGCUACUGCUUCUCCAGUUUUCGCCACUGCAGCUCCUCAACUGGAGAACCACCAGUCUCCUCCUUCUAAAAGGAAACAAGUUGUUGUUGAAGAGUCUGGUGAAGGAGAUUCGAAUGGCGAAAGUUCAACUUCUUCAUCUGGACAUACUAUCUCGAAUGAAAAUGAGACAGAAGGAGAAAAUCAAGACGAUGAUUAUGAGGAGGGGGAAGUCUAUAUUAGCGGUGAAGAUAAUAUAAUUGUGGAAGAUGUUCUUGCCGAUGAAGGACAUAUACUCCCAACCUCCGAAGUUGUUCCUGUAAAGACUUCACCCAUUGCGGGAGAAGAAAAAGACGAACCCCUAGACUAUGGGGAAUAUGGUUAUUCACCAUGCGAUCAUGUUACGAAUACGGAGGCAGAUAACACUUCUCCUAUAGAUUUACCUCCCGUCGUACUAGCAGCUUCAUCGAGAUUCUUGAUGCCUCCACGUGUAGUGGCACGUGAAAUUGCUUUUCUGGUGGAGUCAAUUGAUUUACCAACUCCCACCACUGUUGAUUCAAGUACUGAAGCUAGGGCUCCAUCUUUUGCUGAGAUGGUGGAACCUGACCCUUCUCUUGUUAGAGAGACGCAACUACUCACUGUUUCGGCACCAGCAGAAGGGAACUUACCCCAAAGUGGUACGACAAGUUCUGGCUCUAUUGGGACUUCAUCAAAUGUGCUGUCCUUUGAGAAGGUUUCUGUGUACAAAUUGGGACUGAUCAGAAAUACCAUAUUAGCUAUCGUUGAGAUGUUCAAAGAUCCUGAUUAA